GCCUCUUCUCACCCUUUCUAUAUUAUAUACUGCGAUACCUGCGCCUUUUCUUUCAUUCUGCUUCUAAAAGUCUUGCUCUUGCUCUAGAGUAUAUUGUCCGUCUGUACUUUGCUAUCGCUUUCAUCUCAUCUCGCCUCGCCCGCUUCCGCGUACCUCACCGCUCCUACCCCUCCUACCUGACUCUCUACAUCAGGAGUAUACUGCCUGAAAGUCUUGCUCCCAGCGGCAAGACUUUCAUCUCAAGUUUUCACAAUUCCCACCGAAAUUCCCGUUCGCGACGCUGCGAAGCUGGGAAAGCGAAGAGCGUCUGCCGACAACAAAGCUCCGCCGGAGAAGAAGAUCAUGACUGACGCCAAGAUGCAAGUGGAUAACCCACAGGAGACUGUGGAGGCGAUCAAGCAGGGAGAAAUCGAUGAGUCGUUGUACAGCCGGCAACUGUAUGUCCUCGGUCAUGAAGCUAUGAAGCGUAUGGGCUCUUCAAACGUGCUUGUCGUCGGAUUAAAGGGUCUGGGUGUCGAAAUUGCCAAGAACAUCGCCCUUGCCGGUGUGAAGUCCCUCACAUUGUACGAUCCUGCUCCUGUCGCCAUCUCCGACCUGUCCUCCCAGUUCUUCCUCCAGCCCCAAGACGUCGGUAAGCCGCGUGCCGAGGUCACAGCUCCCAGAGUUGCAGAGCUCAACUCCUACGUUCCCGUCACGGUCCACGAGGGCAGCAAUAUCGCAGAGAACCUUGAACAGUUAAAGCGUUACCAGGCCAUUGUCCUCACCUUGACUCCUUUGAAGGAGCAGCUCGCGAUUGCCGACUUCUGCCACAAGAACGGCAUCUACCUUACGAUCACGGAUACCUUCGGUCUCUUUGGCUAUCUCUUCAACGACUUUGGAAAGAACUUCACUGUCGGUGAUGCGACAGGUGAGGAGCCCGUCAGUGGCAUUGUAGCGGCUAUCGACGAGAAUGGCUUGGUCUCCGCUCUGGAUGAGACCCGUCACGGCUUGGAGGACGGUGAUUUUGUGACUUUCUCCGAGAUCAAGGGCAUGGAGGGUCUCAACGGUUGCGCUCCUCGCAAAGUUACUGUGAAGGGACCUUACACCUUCUCUAUUGGUGAUGUCUCUGAUCUGGGGACAUACCACAGUGGUGGCAUCUACUCUCAAGUCAAGAUGCCUAAGUUCAUGGACUUUGCUCCUCUUAGCGAACAGAUCAAGAACCCCGAGUUCAUCAUUUCCGACUUUGCAAAGUUUGACCGGCCACAGCAAUUGCAUGUUGGUGUCCAGGCACUUCACAAGUUUGCAGAGAGCCACAAUGGCGAUCUUCCCCGCCCCCACAAUGAUAGCGAUGCCCAGGACGUGUUCAAGAUUGCCAAUGAACUGGCUUCAAGCCUCGAAGAGAAGGUGGAGUUGGAUGAGAAGCUCAUCAAGGAGCUGAGCUACCAAGCCCGCGGUGAUCUGAACCCCCUGGCUGCCCUGUUCGGAGGCAUUGCGGCGCAGGAGGUCUUGAAGGCGGUCUCUGGAAAGUUCAACCCUGUAAAACAGUGGCUUUACUUUGACUCCUUGGAGUCUCUUCCCACAUCCAUCACCCGCUCUGAGGAGGCUUGUAAGCCUCUCGGCACCCGCUACGAUGGUCAAAUUGCAGUCUUCGGCAAGGAGUUCCAGGACAAGAUUGCCAACGUCAAGCAGUUCCUUGUGGGAGCAGGUGCCAUUGGGUGUGAGACGCUGAAGAACUGGGCCAUGAUGGGACUUGGAACUGGUCCUGAGGGAAAGAUCAUUGUGACCGACAUGGAUCAGAUCGAGAAGAGUAACCUCAACAGACAAUUCUUGUUCCGUAGCCGGGAUGUUGGCAAGCUCAAGAGCGAGUGCGCUUCCGCUGCUGUGCAGGCAAUGAACCCUGAGCUAAAUGGUAAGAUUGUCACGCUCCGGGACCGUGUCGGACCCGACACAGAGCACAUCUUCAACGAGGAGUUCUGGGAAGGCUUGGACGGCGUUACGAAUGCCCUCGACAAUGUGGACGCAAGAACCUACGUCGACCGUCGUUGCGUCUUCUUCAGGAAGCCCCUCUUGGAGAGUGGAACUCUCGGUACGAAGGGCAACACUCAGGUUGUCCUGCCUCGCAUCACUGAGUCCUACUCUAGCUCCCAAGACCCGCCGGAGAAGACCUUCCCUAUGUGCACUCUGAAGAGCUUCCCCAACCGGAUCGAGCAUACUAUUGCUUGGGCCCGGGACCUUUUCCAGACAUACUUUGUCGGCCCUCCCGAGGCUGUCAACAUGUAUCUGUCCCAGCCAAACUAUAUCCAGCAGACACUCAAGCAGGCCGGUAAUGAGAAGCAGACGCUGGAGCACCUGCGUGACUUCCUGGUCACCGACAAGCCCCUGACCUUCGAUGACUGUAUCGUUUGGGCCCGUAACCAGUUCGAGGCGCAGUACAACAACGCUAUCCAGCAGCUACUCUACAACUUCCCGCGCGACUCCAAGACAUCCACUGGGCAGCUUUUCUGGUCUGGACCUAAGCGUGCGCCUACUCCGUUGAAGUUUGAUAGCGCAAACCCCACUCAUCUUUCUUUCAUCGUUGCUGGUGCCAAUCUCCACGCUUUUAACUACGGCAUCAAGAACCCUGGCGCCGACAAGGCCUACUACAGGAAGGUCGUUGACAACAUGAUCGUUCCCGAGUUUACCCCCAAGUCCGGCGUCAAGAUUCAAGCGAAUGAGAACGAUCCUGACCCGGACGCUCAGGCCACUGGCUCGUCCUUUGACGACGGCCAGGAAAUCCAGCGCCUCGUGGACUCUCUUCCAUCCCCCAAGGAUCUGGCUGGCUUCCGCUUGAGCCCUGUUGAAUUUGAGAAGGAUGACGACACGAACCACCACAUCGACUUCAUCACCGCCGCCAGCAACCUGCGUGCCGAUAACUACGAUAUCCCCCAGGCUGACCGCCACAAGACUAAGUUCAUUGCUGGCAAGAUCAUUCCUGCCAUUGCUACUACGACGGCGUUGGUGACUGGUUUGGUUGCGUUGGAGCUGUUCAAGAUCAUUGACGGCAAGGACGACAUUGAGCAGUACAAGAACGGAUUCGUGAACCUUGCGCUUCCAUUCCUGGGCUUCAGUGAGCCUAUUGCCAGUCCCAAGGGCAAGUACAUGGGUAAGGAGGGCGAGGUUACAAUCGACCAGAUCUGGGAUCGCUUCGAGGUGGAUGAUAUUCCUCUCCAGGACUUCCUCAAGCACUUCUCCGACAUGGGAUUGGAGAUCAGCAUGGUUAGCUCUGGCAUUAGCCUUCUGUACGCCAGCUUCUAUGGGCCGUCUAAGGUUAAGGACCGUCUUCCUAUGAAGAUGAGCAAGUUGGUGGAGCACAUCAGCAAGAAGCCGGUUCCGGAGCACCAGAAGAACGUUAUCUUCGAGGUGACUGCGGAAGAUCAGACGGAGGAGGAUGUUGAGAUUCCGUAUGUGAUGCAAAGCAUCACGUCAUUGGCUCCCCGCACCCCAUCGGUCAGCCCAUUGCCAUUGUUCCUCAUGUUUCCUGCUCUCCAUCGACUUCGACAAGUCUCGCAACAUAUCUUGCAACCCAAAGCUAUCUCCAGCUUUCCACGUCCAGCUACCUGCAGAAGGUCUUUUUUCCCCGCACAGCCUAUCUUGAAUUCAGCACGCACCAUGGCUACCGGUAACAGUGGCAAGAUCACAGACUGGGUCAAUCCCAAUGAUAAGUCGGGCGAAUUCAAGCGCCAGACGUCAGUCUUCCGCAAUUGGAUCUCCAGAGAGCCUGGCGCUCAAUUUCCUCCCGAGAAGGGCCGUUAUCACCUUUACGUCUCUUACGCCUGUCCUUGGGCCCACCGGACUUUGAUCACACGCAAGCUCAAGGGUCUUGAGGAUAUCAUCUCCUUCACCUCCGUCCACUGGCACCUAGGAGAAAAGGGCUGGCGCUUCGCAACUGCAGAAGAACAACAACCCGAAGAAAAUGUCACCACCGACCCUCUACACGACUACACCCACCUACGCGAAAUCUACUUCUCCAAUGACCCCGACUACACCGGCCGGUUCACCGUCCCCGUCCUAUUCGACAAAAAAACCAACCGCAUCGUAAGCAACGAGAGCGCCGAAAUCAUCCGCAUGCUCUACUACGAAUUCGACGACCUCCUCCCGGAAACUUACAAAUCCAUCGACCUAUUCCCCUCGUCCCUUCGCACGGAGAUCGAUACCUCCAACGAAUGGAUCUACAACGACGUCAACAACGGCGUCUACAAGUCCGGCUUCGCCACCACGCAAGAAGCAUACGAGAAGGCCGUCACGACGCUGUUUUCCUCGCUCGACAAAAUCGAGGCCCAUCUGUCGGAUUCGAAGAACGCGCCGUACUUCUUCGGUUCGGAGAUUACGGAGGCGGAUAUUCGUCUGUUCACGACAAUCAUUCGCUUUGAUCCGGUCUAUGUGCAGCACUUUAAGUGCAAUAUUCGGGAUAUUCGGUCCGGGUACCCGGCUAUUCAUCGCUGGUUGAGGAAGUUGUAUUGGGAUGUGCCGGCUUUUAAGGAGACGACGAACUUUGAGCAUAUCAAGUUCCACUAUACCAAGAGUCAUAAGCAGAUUAAUCAGUUUGCUAUUACGCCGGUUGGGCCGUUGCCGGAUGUUCUGCCCAAGGAUGAGGAGGUUAGGGCUGUUAAGGGUGCUUAA
Molecule: messenger RNA, 4638 nt
Organism: Aspergillus eucalypticola CBS 122712
Lineage: Eukaryota; Fungi; Ascomycota; Eurotiomycetes; Eurotiales; Aspergillaceae
Gene: ubaA
Product: E1 ubiquitin-activating protein ubaA
Exons: 11
Coding region: 343-4638 (1431 amino acids)
Biological process (GO): protein modification process
Cellular component (GO): cytoplasm
Molecular function (GO): ubiquitin-like modifier activating enzyme activity; glutathione transferase activity
Source: RefSeq, a predicted model, not a curated record